AUUGGCGAGGGGUCCAUUACGAAUACAUUAAUGUGGAUCCACACCGAAAUUCUAAAAGAAGGUUGAGAAAAGCUCUUUGUGAAGUACCAUACAAUGGUGAAAGUCGUAAAACCUUGGACAGUUUCAUUUUCUCAUUGACUAAUCGUGCAAAUCCUGUGUUAAGCAGAAUUGCAAAGGAUCAAGCAAUCAUUUGGGAUGGAAUGAAAGGUCCUUGUUUUGGUGAAACUGAUUUGUGCAUGAAAGCUUCUUCUGAUUCUGCUGAUGCACCAAUCACUGUUUCGACGACUUAUUCUUCAAUGUCUUCAUCUGCGUCGAUUCGACAACAAUCACAAAUUAACUGGUUUAGCAGGCAAAAAAAUUAUCAACGUAAAAUUACCGAUACAGAAGCGUUUGAUGUUGAAGAAUAUGAGGUCUUCUUAUUGGAUAACUAUUAUCUACAAUUCAUUCGAAUCGUUACUUAUAUUAUCAGAAGAAGUUGGGAGUUGGCAAGACUAGGAUAUGAGCGUGGUUAUGAGCUUUAUUCUGAAAUACCAAAUGAUAAAUGGAAAAUUAUUUUUGAUGCAUGUGUUGUC
Molecule: messenger RNA, 572 nt
Organism: Dentiscutata erythropus
Lineage: Eukaryota; Fungi; Glomeromycota; Glomeromycetes; Diversisporales; Gigasporaceae
Source: the annotation of a GenBank genome assembly